Dunckerocampus dactyliophorus (ringed pipefish) is the source of this 3156-nucleotide messenger RNA. RefSeq names its product sarcoglycan, beta (dystrophin-associated glycoprotein) (gene sgcb). Gene Ontology annotation, cellular component: sarcoglycan complex; sarcolemma. Gene Ontology annotation, biological process: muscle organ development. Lineage: Eukaryota; Metazoa; Chordata; Actinopteri; Syngnathiformes; Syngnathidae. The transcript has 6 exons. The record is from RefSeq and is a predicted model, not a curated record. The coding region runs from base 101 to 1036 and encodes 311 amino acids.
GUUUCACCCAUCACAACGCGAUGUUGUUUGACCACAACGACGCGAUGAAAAGUGGUACGUUCCUCCACCGCACUCUGCCAACAGGAGAGGGAGGGUCAACAUGGCGUCCGAGCAGGAGAGCACCAACGGGCCAGGGAAGAAGUCCAUGCGGGAAAAGGCCAUCGAGAGACGAAAUGUCAACAAGGAGCACAACAGUAACUUCAGAGCAGGCUAUGUGCCCAUCGAGGAAGAGCGACUCCACAAAACGGGCCUCCGGGGGCGGAAGGGCAACAUGGCCGUGUGCAUCAUCGUCCUCCUCUUCCUCCUGGCUUUGAUCAACCUCAUUAUUACACUGGUGAUAUGGACAGUGAUCCGCAUCGGUCCAAAUGGCUGCGACAGCAUGGAGUUUCAUGAAUCGGGUCUUCUACGUUUCAAGCAGAAAGCAGACAUGGGCGUUGUCCACCCGCUGCACAAGAGCACUGUGGGAGGUCGUAAGGACCAGGACCUCGUCAUUGUCGGCAACAACAACCCUGUGGUGUUCCAGCAAGGCACCUCCAAGCUGAGCGUGGACAAGGACAAGACAUCGGUGGUCAGCGAUGUGGGAAUAUCCUUCACAGACCCUCGCACUCAGGCCACCUUCUUCAGCACCGACUACGACAACCACGAGUUCCACCUGCCCAAAGGCGUCAAAGUUCUCAGUGUCAAGAAGGCGUCCACGGAAAGGAUAACCAGCAACGCCGCGUCAGACCUCAACAUCAGAGGGGAUGGCAAGGCUAUCAUUCGGGGCAACGAGGGGGUCAAUAUCAUGGGACGCACCGUCGAGUUCAAGAUGGGUGGGGACAUCGAGCUCAGAGCUGAGAACAGCAUUGUCCUCAACGGGUCGGUCAUGUUCAACGCCACACGCAUCCCCAACUCAGAAGGGGACGUGUAUUUUGACGGCGCCACCGAGAGGUACAAACUGUGCAUGUGUGCCGACGGGACACUGUUCCGCGUCCAGGUGAAGUUUCCCAACAUGGGCUGCCAGACGUCCGACAAUCCGUGUAGGAACGCUCACUAGGACACAGGACUGGAAUCUUGAAAAAAAGUUUAUUUUGAUACUUUUUUCAUGCCGCAUACAGAAAAAUGCUUAUGUUGGUUCUUUGCCGAAAUAGUAACUCAAACAUCACUCCAGUGUUUCUUUUUACCGUCCAUUAGUAGUAUUAUUUAUAUCCAAGCCGGUCUGGAGGGUUACACUGUUGUACUUUAUUUGGCAGCUGUGUGUGAUGCGUUUACUGACCCUAAUGAUUCACAGGGGAAGAUUUAUGGCACAGAUGGACAUGGAUUCUCAAACUGAUAGCACCACUGGUGGCACGCAGGCGCCGCCUAGUGGUACUCAAGAACAUCGUGGAUUUUUGGGGGGAUAAAAAUUCAAUUAGAGACAUAUGGAAUACUUGCAUAAAUUUCUAUAGUGCAGUAUCACUACACAGCACUUAUUUAAAUUAAGAUUCUCUAAAACUGGAUCCAUAUUCAAGUAACAUUUUUCAAAAGUAUUAAUGUUUGACUCACCUUGUAUGCCACAAGCCACAUACUCAGUGCUAAACACUGAUAAGUACAAGUAGCAAAAACGGUGGUACUUAAUGUAAAAAGCUUGAGAACAAUUGGCACGAUCUAAUCUAAAAACUAUUUAACCCUCAAAAGGUCAUGAUUAUAAAAAUAAUAAGAAGAAUAAACCGUUUUUGAUUUUAUAUUUCUAUAAUAACUUAGAAGACCUGUUAAGAAAAAAGUUUCCCAGUGUUCCUUUAAAGUAAGUUGGCUAUCAUAACUAGGGUUGGGCAUCGUUUGAAUUUGAACGAUUCAGAUUCCUCGUUUCGAUUCAGGUUCCUAACAAUUCUCGAUUCCAGUGCUUGUACAAGGCAGGGUCAUUAAAGUUUGCAUGGUUUAAAUGAUGUAAUUAACCAGAAUUCUUUUUGGAUGCAAUGUCUGUAAUUCUCCAUGAAUUGUUUAAUAAUAUGAACAUUUUUAUCAGCUUUACUAUGAAUUUCUUACAGGGCUAUUUUCAACCAGUAUAUAAAUAUCAAGGGCCGCACAGUGGUCUAGUGGUUAGCAUGUUGGCCACACAGUCACAGUCAGGAGAUCGGGAAGACUUGGGUUGAAUCUCCGUUGGGCAUUUCUGUGUGGAGUUUGCAUGUUCUCCCCAUGCGUGCGUUUUCUCCGGGUACUCUGCUUUCCUCCCACAUUCCAAAAACAUGCAUGUUAGGUUAAUUGGCGACUCUAAAUUGUCCAUAGGUAUGAAUGUGAGUGUGAAUGGUUGUUUGCCUAUAUGUGCCCUGCGAUUGGCUGCCGACCAGUCCAGGGUGUACCCCGCCUGUCGACCGAAGUCAGCUGGGAUGGGCUCCAGCAUACCCCCGUGACCCUAAUUAGGAGAAGCGGUAUAUAAAAUGGAUGGAUGAAUAUCUUACAGGAAGAAGAUGUUUACUUUUGAAAAGCUGUAUACUUUGUUUUCCUCAAUGUUGAUGUAUGUAAGCUGUUUUUUAUGACAUCUUUAUUUUGUUAAACAGGAUAUAGCCCAAAACACUCUUAUUUUGAUGGCCGGAAGUGUGUUGUGUGAGUUGAGAAGGUCCUGUGACUGUGCAAAUAAAUGAACUUGCCUAGCCGUAGCCGUAGCUCCCGUCCUUUAUUUACACCGAACGUCCACAUUCGCUAGCAUCCUGAAAACCUUGGUUACACUGGCAUGAGACAGACGUCAUUUAUUGUUUGACUUCCUUGAUUUGGAUUGCUUAGAGGAAGUCUGCCGUAGCGCCUCAAAUACGAGGUACUCUGUUAUUCCUACACCAUGAAUGUGUGAACAGUAAUCACCGUCCUUGGCAUGAUAUCAUUGUGUUGCACUCAGCCAGACGCUUUUUUAAAAUUAAGUUAAGACAAACUUUUUAGCUGUCUUCUUCGCUGGUAUUUGCCGGUUUGUUCUUCAUUGGUGUUCGCGGCUAUUUCUUUUGGUCGCCGAAGUGAGCAUCGAAAUGAGGAAUCGAAAUAACAUUUGAACGAUCCCAGGAGAAUCAGAAAGUUAGUCCCGGUUUCCAUCGAUGCUGAAGACUUGAUGCCCAGCCCUAAUUAUAAUAUUAGCAUUAUUAAAGCCUUUAUUGAGUGGUUUGAUGAUUGCUGUGUAACAGAACACUUGAUGCUGAUCAAACAUUUUACUGU